UGGAAAGUGUCCAGAGGAGGGCAACUAAAAUGAUGAAGGGUCUGGAGAACAAGCCCUAUGAGGAGCGGCUUAAAGAGCUGGGCAUGUUUAGCCUGCAGAAGAGAAGGCUGAGAGGAGACAUGAUGAGAGCCAUGUACAAAUACGUGAAGGGAAGUCCUAGGGAAGAGGGAGCAAGAUUGUUUUCUGCUGCCCUGCAGACUAGGACGCAAGGGAACAAUGGCUUCAAACUACAGGAAAGGAAGGAGAUUCCACCUGAACAUCAGGAAGAACUUCCUCACUGUGAGAAGGGCUGUUCACCAGUGGAACUCUCUGCCCCGGGCUGUGGUGGAGGCUCCUUCCUUGGAGGCUUUUAAGCAGAGGCUGGAUGGCCAUCUGCCGGGGGUGCUUUGAAUGCGAUUUCCUGCUUCUUGGCAGAAUGGGGUUGGACUAGAUGGCCCAUGAGGUCUCUUCCAACUCUACUAUUCUAUGAUUCUAUGAUUCUAAUUUUCACUUCCAAGAAUUUGCAACAUUUUAUCAGUUACCUCGUGUUUACAAUAUUUAUAUAGUGCACUUUAUCCAGUCUAUUUUUACAACCUCUCUGUUUUAAUCCAUGUUUUUAUUAAGUUUUUGUCAUUUACUUUAUUGGUUAAUGUUUAAAUUUUUAAUUGUGCAUGUUUCUUGUCUAUAUUGUCGGGUUUCAUAUUGUUUUUAUUCGGGCUUGGCCCCAUGUAAGCCGCCCUGAGUCCCUUUGGGGAGAUAGAGGCAGGGUAUAAAAAUAAAGAAGUUGUUGUUUGUUGUUAUUAUUAUUAUUAUUUCUCCAUGAACCUUAUAUUGUCUGUCUUGAGGCAUAAGUUCCAAUGAAUCAUUUGGGCCACAUAGUUGUGCCUCUGUUUGUAGUCUGUCUGUGCGAUUUUCUUACAGCAGCUGAGGAUAUGAUCAAUGGUUUCGUCGGUUUCCUUGCAGAGUCUGCAUUUUGGGUCAUCAGCUGAUUUUUCGAUCUUGGCCGGAAUUGCCUUUGUUAUGAUGGCUUGCUCCUGGGCUGCAAGGAUCAGGCCUUCUGAUUAUUAUUAUUAUUAUUAUUAUUAUUAUUAUUAUUAUUAUUCUGUCCUUCAGCACGUUCCAUGUUUUGCUUUUCCUGACCUACAGAAUAGUCUUACGAGAGAUCUGGCUUCUGUGGUUUCAUGCUGACAGAAUCCCACAAGACAGAACAUCGACACCAUCACAAUGCAAGAGAAGCAGUGUUCUGGUCUUGGCCGGCCUGCACUAUGGGCAGGAUGGACAACCGUCGCCGGAGCUCCGUGGUGAAACCUCAGCAGAUGAUUUCUCUAAAAAGCCGAGCAGUCAGGCAUUAACUCUCCCUUGGGCCAGAUCGAAAACAAGAGACUUCGUGGAGAGAUUCUCCAAUGGAUAUAUACCAGCAGGCGGCACGAGGGAACACGGGCGACCAGGAGCCGGUGGAGAUCAACUGCAAGGACAUCACUUGUAUCCAGGAUGACUGGGACGUGGAAGAGUUUGUCUCGAAGACAUGCAUGGGGAUGUUCCUCCACCACAAGGCCUUCAAGCUCUUACUGGCCACCUUCAUCAUUUUUAAUGCCGUUCUCAUUUCCAUGCGGACAGAUCCCACUUUGGAAGAGAAAUACUUUGAGUUCUUCUCUGCCAUUGAUACCGUUGUCCUAUCUUUACUCCUCUGCGAAGUCUUCCUCAGCUGGUACUACGGAUUCUUGUUGUAUUGGAAGGAUGGUUGGAACAUCCUCAACUUUUUCAUCGUGGUCUCGCUCUUCAUUGGCUUCCUCAUCCCUACACUCAACGACAAGACCUUUUUCCACAUGCUCAGAGUCAUGCGGCUGAUGCAGGUGUGUACCUUGGUGGGCGGCCUGGCCAGGAUGAUUCAGGUGAUCCUGCAGUCGGGUCCCGACAUGCUGCACAUCAUGAUCCUGCUUUUUGCCAUCAUGCUGGUCUUCUCUGUGUUUGGUGUCACGCUCUUUGGAAGCCUUGUCCCAAAACAUUUUGGGAACCUGGGGACUGCGCUGUACACACUCUUCAUCUGCAUCACUCAGGACGGGUGGAUUAACAUAUACGAUGACUUUGAACAAGAAGGCCUUGCCCUGGAGAUCGGAGGGGCCCUCUACUUCUUUAUCUUCAUCACGUUUGGGGCCUUCAUCUUUGCCAACCUCCUCGUGGCCGUGGUGACCACCAACCUGGAGCAGUCCAUGGCUGAAUACAACGUGGAGAGGCAGAUGCAAUCCCAGUCCCCGCUUGAGGUGGCCAACGUGGGACUGGAUGACGACGCGGAUGAUGAUGCCUUCAUACCCCAGGCUGAACCUGUGCAUGUGAAAGAGGUCAUGCUCGGAACACCCAUGGUCCACCGGCAGGAGCUGUUGUGCGGUGGGAACUUAGGCAACCUGACUGACGCCACAUGUGAGGAGCUCUGCGUGGUCCUGGAAGCCAUCCACGAGAAUCUCAAGGAAUACCGGGUCAUCCGGGAUGAGCUGGACCAAAUAGUUCAGGAGGUGAGGUCUAUCCGAUUCAACAUAGAACAGGAGCAAGAGAUUGUUUUACGAAAUAUCCGUGGGGCCAACAUCUCGGAAACGAUGCUCGGCACUGACAUCAUGCAAGGGAAGCCGGGCGAUGUUUUUGCUACGUUGAUGAACCUGGAGAAGUCCAGUAUCAUGGAUACAGACUACCAAAAGGGAGCCAUGAAAACGGCAACUCUGAGAGCACGGCGGCAGUCCAUGGGAAAGCAAGAAAUACCAGAUGAAAAGUUUCGCCGACACAGUGUGUCGGGAGUCCCUGAGGACGUGACCAAGAAGCCUCACGACACGCCGGAAGGAACCUCUGGAGGGAAGGCCCAGGGUCAUCACCGCAGGCAGAGUAUGACAGGUCUUCAUCCCUGAAAGCAAGAAAAGAGAGAAGAUGCAUCACAAUCAGUUUAUCGCGAGCAUUUGUCAAAAUACAGCUGAUUUCCCUCUUCAAUUA
This is a messenger RNA of Anolis carolinensis (green anole), 2955 nucleotides long. It is a transcript of the gene catsper4, whose product is annotated as cation channel sperm associated 4. The coding region runs from base 1383 to 2873 and encodes 496 amino acids. Gene Ontology annotation, molecular function: voltage-gated calcium channel activity; calcium-activated cation channel activity. NCBI's taxonomy places the organism in Eukaryota, Metazoa, Chordata, Lepidosauria, Squamata, Anolidae. The transcript is spliced from 15 exons. Gene Ontology annotation, cellular component: acrosomal vesicle; sperm principal piece; CatSper complex. Gene Ontology annotation, biological process: sperm capacitation; sodium ion transport; flagellated sperm motility. The record is from RefSeq and is a predicted model, not a curated record.